This is a messenger RNA of Labrus bergylta (ballan wrasse), 2068 nucleotides long. RefSeq names its product sulfatase modifying factor 1 (gene sumf1). Gene Ontology annotation, cellular component: endoplasmic reticulum. The record is from RefSeq and is a predicted model, not a curated record. Lineage: Eukaryota; Metazoa; Chordata; Actinopteri; Labriformes; Labridae.
UGAAUUAUAUUAUCUCGCCCACUGUUAAGACUUGACUGAUAAGGUGAGCAAAAAAAAAAAAAUUAUCUGACAAAAGCUGCCAACAGCACCCCCUUCUUUUGUGUAGGCCUGUUAGGCUACUUUUUCAGUUUUCGAGUGAAUAAUUCCAUUGGCUGUAAAAAAUAAAAUAAAAAAAAGUAAUCCAAUGUAGGCUAAUUGAAGUCACUUUAUUGUCAUUAUUUAAGUAGCCUAUAUUUAAAAAAAAAAAUGCAGUAGGCUAGUCGGGCACGAAAGAGUCAACUUUUGUUACAGUGCCCCCAGCUGACUGACCACGUGACUUUGCGGAAGUGAAAGUGACAACAACAUGAGCGGAGAGUGAGCCGACCGAGCCGUGUACCGCGAGAAUGGUGCGUAGUAGUUUGGCGUUUCUCUUCGUUUUUGGUUGUGUGUGUUUGUGUGAAUCUGCAGCCCAGCAGGCAGGGUCGAGCUGCGGCUGUGACAAGCUGAGCAGAGCAGCUGCUGAGCGGCCGGCGGAGGAGAAGACGGAGGCAGCAGCCCACAAAUACUCCCAAGGCGCCAAUGAGAGACUGUAUGAGGCACGGGGGAAUGGGAAGACAAUUCAAAGUCAGAUGGUGCUGAUUCCUGGAGGAGAGUUCCUGAUGGGAACGGACGACCCAGGCAUCCCUGCUGAUGGGGAGGGCCCUCAGAGACUGGUGUAUGUGGACUCCUUCUACAUGGACAUCCAUGAAGUUACUAACAGACACUUUCAGAACUUUGUUGAGGCCAGAGAAUACAAAACUCAGGCAGAGAUAUUUAAAGACUCGUUUGUAUUCGAGGGACUUUUGAGUGACAGUGUCAAAGACCAAAUUGCCCAAGCAGUUGCUGCUGCCCCCUGGUGGCUACCAGUCAAAGGAGCUGACUGGAAGCACCCAGAAGGUCCAGACUCAACUUCAGCUGACAGGCUGGACCAUCCUGUUCUCCAUGUGUCCUGGGAGGAUGCUGUUGCCUACUGCUCCUGGGCCAACAAGAGGCUUCCCACAGAGGCAGAGUGGGAGUACGCCUGCAGAGGCGGCCUCAAAGACAGACUAUACCCCUGGGGAAACAAGUUGUACCCGAAAGGAGAACACUAUGCCAACCUCUGGCAGGGAGAUUUCCCCAACAACAACUCUGGGGACGAUGGAUACAACAAAACCUCACCGGUGAUGUCCUUUCCUGCUAAUAGUUUUGGUCUGUAUGACAUGGUGGGUAAUGUGUGGGAAUGGACCUCAGACUGGUGGACUGUGAUUCAUACCACUGACCACCAACAAAACCCAACUGGUCCUCCAUCAGGCACAGACAAGGUGAAGAAGGGAGGAUCAUACAUGUGUCACAAGUCUUACUGUUACAGAUACAGGUGUGCAGCCCGAAGCCAAAACACUCCGGACAGCUCUGCCUCUAAUCUUGGUUUCCGUUGUGUCUCUAAGGAACAACAGUGACCUCAGCUGUGUGUCCGAAACACUGUGUCCUUUAUUUAAGCUUAUCUCUGGCCUCAAUGUUGGAUGUGGAAAAAAGUGUGAAAGUGGAUUCCUAAGUGCCAUCUCAUUAAUGUGCAGUUAAAGAUGAGAAUGACAGAGGACUGGCCGGAGGUAAAAAAUGUCUUACAUUCUAGUAGAUCAUCUCAGAAGAGGGAAUUUUAUAAUGGUAUUAUUUUUGUAUUUUUUUUAAAGAAACAAACAGAAGACAUAAAAAAUGUUUUUUUUAAUAAAACAAUUGUAUUGAUUAUUAGCAAGGACUUGCUGAGAUUUAGACUGAAAGUCCAUGAGAACUUCACAUGCUGAUGCUUUCAGAGAUGUUUCUUGAAAAAUGGGAUAAUUCAUAAUUCCAUUCGUCUUGAUGUGAAUUUGUGUUUUUUUAUUUUUUUAUUUAAUUUAUUUUUUAUUUUACUGUGGGAUUUCUGUUGUCCAAAAAGAACCACUUUUUAUUCAGUCUUGAGUCUUGAAUAACAAGACAAAUGUGGCUCUUUUUGGCAUAAUAUGACUCAGAAUGGUAAUUUUUGCACAUGUAUGGGAGACUUUAAAUUUAUUAAAAGUAAUGCCUUGCCUCACCUAUA